Molecule: messenger RNA, 1074 nt
Organism: Acanthosepion pharaonis
Lineage: Eukaryota; Metazoa; Mollusca; Cephalopoda; Sepiida; Sepiidae
Source: the annotation of a GenBank genome assembly
AUGUUAGCAAUUUUCAACAACAGUAAUACCAACUGUAAAACUCGAUCUCUUGCCGACAACCUGCUAUCCCUCCAUCCUAUCCCUCCAUCCUAUCCCUCUAUCCUAUCCAUUCUAUCCAUCCCUCCAUCAUAUUCCUCCAUCCUACCCAUCCAUCCUAUCCCUCCAUCCUAUCCAUUCUAUCCUAUCUUUCCAUCCUAUCCCUCCAUCCUAUCCAUCCAUCCUAUCCAUUCUAUCCUAUCCAUCCUAUCCUAUCCUCCAUCCCAUCCCUCCAUCCUAUCUAUCCAUCCCAUCCAUUCUAUCCUAUCCCCAUCCAUCCCUCCAUCCCAUCCAUCCAUCCCAUCCCUCCAUCCCAUCCAUCCAUCCCAUCCUCCAUCCCAUCCAUCCAUCCCAUCCAUUCCAUCCCAUCCAUCCAUCCCAUCCAUCCAUCCAUCCCAUCCAUCCCAUCCCAUCCCUCCAUCCCAUCCCUCCAUCAUAUCCCUCCAUCCCAUCCAUCCAUCCCAUCCAUUCUAUCCCAUCCCUCCAUCCUAUCCAUCCAUCCUAUCCCUCCAUCCUAUCCAUCCAUCCUAUCCAUUCUAUCCUAUCCAUCCAUCCUAUCCCUCCAUCCCAUCCAUUCCAUCCUAUCCAUCCCAUCCUAUCCAUCCAUCCCAUCCAUCCAUCAUAUCCAUCCAUCAUCCAUCCCAUCCAUCCCUCCAUCCUAUCCAUCCAUCCUAUCCAUCCAUCCUAUCCCUCCAUCCCAUCCAUCCAUCUAUCCCUCCAUCCCAUCCAUCCAUCCCAUCCAUCCAUAUCCAUCCAUCUAUCCAUCCAUCCUAUCCAUCCUUCCUAUCCCUCCAUCCUAUCCCUCCAUCCUAUCCAUCCAUCCUAUCCCUCCAUCCUAUCCAUUCUAUCCUAUCCAUCCAUCCUAUCCCUCCAUCCUAUCCAUCCAUCCUAUCCAUUCUAUCCUAUCCAUCCUAUCCUAUCCCUCCAUCCUAUCCCUCCAUCCUAUCCAUCCAACCUAUCCCUCCAUCCUAUCCCUCCAUCCUAUCCCUCCAUCCUAUCCAUUCUAUCCAUAAUACCAUAGCGUUGUCCGUAGAUUAA